Molecule: messenger RNA, 2479 nt
Organism: Lytechinus variegatus (green sea urchin)
Lineage: Eukaryota; Metazoa; Echinodermata; Echinoidea; Temnopleuroida; Toxopneustidae
Gene: c12orf66
Product: KICSTOR complex protein C12orf66 homolog
Exons: 11
Coding region: 70-1443 (457 amino acids)
Biological process (GO): negative regulation of TORC1 signaling; cellular response to amino acid starvation; protein localization to lysosome
Cellular component (GO): KICSTOR complex
Source: RefSeq, a predicted model, not a curated record
UAUCAAUAAAAAAAGGGGAAAAGAAAACAGAAGUUUAGUUAAUCGGAUUGAAAAGAAGAGGCAGGGAAAAUGAGCACAAACCUAUCUUCAAAGCCUGAAUUAUCACCGGAUCAUGAAGAAAUCUUCAUUGAGAAAUAUUUUGAGACCCUGAGUCAGUUGGCAUUCGACAAAGCGAAAGAACAAUUGGAUAAAGAAAAGGAGGCGAGUCGAACAUCAAGCGGUACCAGCGGAGGGGGUAGUUGGACCACACUUCUCAAUGCCCUGACCUUCCUCAAUGCUGCGGAGAAGAGCUACACUUCACUUACAUUUCUCGAGCUAAAAUGGUUUGCCAGAAAAGAGUCUACCAGGAAGGGUCUGUACACAGUAGCAAUGGGUGAACUGAGACGGAUCGAGGCUAAAUGUCAUGAGGUCGGGUCACUGGAAGGUCAUGGGUCAUUGUCCUCCAGAGAUAGACUCCUUGCUCAUCUAUGUGAGCAGCUGAGUCAUUUCAUAGAGGCCAGACAGGAUUUGAUGAACAUAUAUGAGCGCUUGUGUACCCUGGGCAUACAGAAAAAUGAAGUGGACUUUGUUGAACUAAAAUGUGCUGUGGAAGACAUCCGAGAAAGGACCUCCAAACGGUUUCAUCACCCAGUCCUUGUCCCGAUCCGUAAUAGUUUCAGUGUAGAGCUUGAGCUUCUUUUCACCUUGAUGCAGACUGAAUGUCACAUGAGUUCGUGGAGGUUCCUCCCUGCUCUUCUCUGCCUACAAGACCUACAUGCCAAGCUGGAUGCAUGGGGAGCUGCAUUCAAAGCUAAAGAUCCCAAGAAGAAGUUGUACUCCCUUGUUCAAGUGAAGAAUUCAGGCAUUCCUCCUCUGUUUGUUUGGUUGGUUAAGAUGCAAGGAUCUCAAAUAUCUAAGUUCAGCCUUUACUUUCACAGCACACUGAGUAAACAAGCACCACCAGGGGAGAUGAAGACACACCUCUCAAAUCUUCCCAUUGAUUAUUAUAACAAGAUAGUUGCCUUUCAGCGUAAGACUGACGCAUUCAACAUAUCCUUGGUUCUCAAUACCCAGGCAUCCGGUAUCAACUUCCAAGGCCUUGGGUACCAUUUCCCGUCAGAAAUGACAGAGCCUCCCACCGGUAUGGAUAGCUACCCGGCCAUCUUCUCCUAUCCAAAUGAGCGACCCACAAACCUAUGGCCAAACAUUGUGAUGUUGAUAAUGACCAAACACGAAGCCGGUUCAUUAGACAGUAUAACAUAUGAAUGUGACAAGAUAAGUAAACAGCCUCAAAUGAUGACUUAUUUCAUCGGCCAUGUGGACCGGAGAAUGAACCUCGUCGUUUUGUUUGAAAGCAAAAAAUCCGAAAGGGACUCAACCACAAAUAGCUUCAUUCAAGAGAUGUGUAGCCUUCUACGAGGGAGCAGGUUACUGGCAAGUCUUAGACCUGGUACUAAAAGCUGAGACUAGACUAGACUGGCUUGUUAAGACUAGUCUUGGAUGAGGUCGUAAAUCGCAGAUGAUCCUGUCACAGCCCUGUUAAGAACCGGUAAUUAUUAGUCCGCAGCCGAUGACUAACGGUUGACUAGACCUACUGGCAGCUCAGCGUCGUCGAACAUCCAAUGCCGACCCGCCAACGGCCUUCCAGAAGGUCUGGGCCUUUACGUGCGUCGGACUCUGACUCUGUUGAACCCAGAAAUAAAACUCCCCGUACAUGAGAUUUCCACAAUUAAGACAAAUAAAAUAAGGCAUGUUCGACUUCUGAAGAUUAGCAAACAGGCUAAAAAGAAGUAACACAGCUUCCAUCGCUGGUAGAAAUGAAUUUAAAGGACUUGGGUAUUUUGGAGGCUGGAAAUCAAUAUCUCGGUCACCAACCGCGCCAAGGAUCAACAUGCACGUCACCCAUGACAUAAUCUACAGAAUUUUAUAUUUGACCUUUACAAAAUUAUUAAAAUUUAUGUUUUAAAUGAUUUUGCUAAUUUUUGCUUGAUAUUAUAAUUAAAUCAAUAAAAUGAUGCCUUUGAAGUGCAAUUUGUUUGUUGAGACAGACUGUAUGAUUAUGGUCAAAUGUUCAUUAAAAAAAUAGGUAUAAAAAUUUGUUUCUUAUGUAUUUUUUUUCAAGGUACUUUUUUGUUUUUCAUUUUUUCAUUGAUUAUUUCAAUGGACAUUGUUGGUGACAGUUUUCUGAUCAGAUAUAACAUGAUAUAAAUUGAUUGUUAUCUAUAAAUGAAAUAAACAUUACGAUACAGUUAUGAAUUUUGGCUAGUAGCAGAAUUUUCCUCAGAUUUGUACAUGAAUUCACAUUUUUUUGCAAGUUUGGAUCUGACAUGCACUUACAGAAUGUUACGUGCUUUCAGAGGUGUGUGCCCAGGCAACGCAAAUUUCAUCUCAAAAGUUAUGCAAAACUUGAAAGAAAAAAGUGAUGAAAGGACACAGCCCAAACAUUUUAUGUUGCACAAUUAUCAUGAAAAAUUUGGAGGGGGGCCUUUUACACCCCCCC